AUGGCACAAUACGGCUACGGUCAGAGUCCCCAAUACGGCGGCGGAAACCCACAGAACCUCCAAUUCUAUUCCUCGUCCUUCUCAAAUCAGCCUGUUUCCGGACACUCAACACCAUUCCAAGCAGGCUACGGCGCGCCUUCGACUCAGGCAUAUCCAUCACAAUAUGGCGCUGGGUUCAGCGCACCGGGCGUGAGUGGACAGAUGGGCAUGGGCGCGUCAGGACUGCGGACAGGUUGGCUCGCAGCAUUCGGCACAGAGGGAUAUGAAGGAGAACCGCCCUUAUUGGAAGAGCUGGGCGUGAAUUUUAGCCAUAUCAAGAUGAAGACUUUGGCUGUUCUUAAUCCGUUCGGAAGAAUCGACCAGCAUAUCAUGGACGACAGCGACGUCGCUGGCCCAAUACUUUUCUUCCUCAUCUUCGGCACAUCAUUGCUGUUGACAGGAAAGCUCCAUUUCGGCUACAUCUAUGGGCUGGCUUUCGUAGGCACCGUGCUACUACAUCAAGUGCUCUCGCUCAUGUCACCACCUGUAAACCCAGCAGAUGUGGGAGCAGGACACGAUCACAACCAGCCCCACGGUUCACAUCUCGGCUCUUCUUUGACAUACUCAAGAUCAGCAUCUGUCUUGGGAUACUGCUUACUGCCGCUUGUGCUUGUUGCAAUGCUUGGUAUAGUUGUCCAGCUAGACGGUCUCUUCGGCUAUCUCAUCACAAGUCUGGCCAUCACAUGGUGUGCGUACUCGUCCAGUUCGAUGUUCACAGUCGUCGGUCGCAUGACUUCGAUGAGAGGACUCGUCGCAUACCCUAUGGUCUUAUUCUAUGGCAGCUUUGGCAUCAUGGCAAUCUUUAGCUCAAGAGGAACUGGGCAGCUGGCAAAGGCAGCAGCACCCUAG
Parastagonospora nodorum SN15 is the source of this 888-nucleotide messenger RNA. RefSeq lists its product as hypothetical. Gene Ontology annotation, biological process: vesicle fusion with Golgi apparatus; endoplasmic reticulum to Golgi vesicle-mediated transport. The coding region runs from base 1 to 888 and encodes 295 amino acids. The transcript has 7 exons. Gene Ontology annotation, cellular component: trans-Golgi network; membrane. The record is from RefSeq and is a predicted model, not a curated record. Lineage: Eukaryota; Fungi; Ascomycota; Dothideomycetes; Pleosporales; Phaeosphaeriaceae.